UUUGAAUUAGAUUAUGAAAUAAUAUCUUUCAAGUGGUAGUUUAAAACUGUAUCAAUGUAUAUUUGAAUUCAACCUCCCCCUGAGUUACCAAAACUCUAAAAGCUUCGGUUCUCAGAGACAUUUUAGGUUGGAUAUUGAACAGGUAAAAACAAACAAACAAAAAAAAACAUUAACAUGAACAUAUUUUAGAUUUCAGAGUGAAUGACACAGUACAAACUUGGAAAAGGGACAAGAUUUAUUUUUUGUGGCUUGAUAUUAAUUUAGAAAAAAAACUACAAGAACUUACAGGAAGAAAUUGACAAAUUUUGCACAUUUAAUUGGUUUGACUGUGGCUCCUAAUUGGGGGAAAUUUUUGAUAAUGGUGAUUUUUUUUAGUAUUGUAGCUCUGAUAAACAGCACAAAGAAUUAUUGUCCUUAUUGCCUUAUUGUCUCAACUUCUUCUUCAACCAGCUUUUUAUUUUCCACUACAUGGCCAGUAGUUGGCUUCCUCCCACCAGGUGAUACCAUUUAAACUGAUCCCAGGUGAAUAAGGGACAGGUGUGCGCUGGGGACACACAUCUCUCUCAACAGAAAUUUUGGACCAUUUUUUUCUCAGUUUGGCAAAAAUGAACAGCUAAAUAUAUAUAUUUUUUACUGUUAUGUAUUUAUUUAUAGCAGCGUCACCUGCCUGGUGCAGAAAAGGAGGUCGCACUGAGCAGUUUGUAGCCUAUUAGGCCGCAGUGUUGAGUUUCAAGCCGGAUCACUGAGUCAAUCCUGGUUGUUCACGAACACUGGAUCACUUCUCUGGAGGUGAAGAAGAGGAAGGUUUUUGUUCCCAUUAUGGACAGUAUUCUAGACAAUCUUGCAAAGACUGAGUUUAUUAGCAUUUGUGUUCAGAAUCCAAGGCUGCAUAAAGGUGACUUCUGGCACACGCACAUCGACUAUGAGAUCUGUGUACAUACCAACAGCAUGUGUUUUCGAAAGAAGACUUCCUUUGUGAGGCGGCGUUACAGUGAGUUUGUCUGGCUGCGUAACUGUCUGGAACAGAAUGCUCUGAUCAUAGAGUUGCCCAGGUUGCCCCCCUGGAACCCCUUCUUCAGCCUGAAGAACACAGAGCAAGUGAACCAGAGGAUGAAGGGUCUGCAGGAGUUUUUAGAGAUUGUUCUUCACACCCCCUUGUUGUUAUCUGACAGUCGGCUCCAUCUGUUCCUCCAGUCAGACCUGAGCAUCACAAAGAUUGAAAGGUGUGCUCAUGGUAAGACCAGGUACACAGUGGCUGAAGCCAUACAGCGUUCCAGUAGCGGUUACAUCAGUAGAAUCGAAGACAAAGCUUCUUUUGACUCUGAUUAUGAAAGCUCUUCAUCAUCAGGCUUGGGACUAAGUCUUGACAGUUCAGUGCAAGGAGACCCCCUCCUUAUCUUACAGUCGUCUGUCAGAGACCCAGAGCUGUGCAGCUGUCUGUCGGAGUCAUCCAGCCCACACACUGAGCGUUAAUGCAUUGAAGUUGCACUGCCCUUCCCUCCAGACAUAGGUUAUCCAUGUACUAACCUGUAUGUGAUACUCCACUGAGCUCUUAAUAUUCUUAACCUCCAAAGAGCAAAAAGUCUUGUUUUACUUUUGUUGAGGUCAUUAUGCCAUUUGGACAUUUGUUUUAUUAAUCUGCCUCAUGUAUCUAUUAAAUCAGUGCCUGAGUCAUUUAAAUAAUGUGUACUUGGAAAAAAAAAAUCUUUUCAUGUUUUAAAAAUGUACAGUAAGUCCAGAUUUGUUAUGAAAUCUUAAAUAUAUUUCCUAUGUAUAUUUUUAUUGCUGCACUAAAAUACUGCUGUUAAGGGAUCAUUUGAAUUGUAGAAGGUUUGUCUUGUUUUUUUUUUAGAAAAAUAUUUGAAAUUAUUUUUAUGAUUUAAUAAUGAAAGAAUAAAUUGUCUUUUUGAAGAAUA
Amphiprion ocellaris (clown anemonefish) is the source of this 1916-nucleotide messenger RNA. RefSeq names its product sorting nexin 10a (gene snx10a). The transcript has 7 exons. Gene Ontology annotation, molecular function: phosphatidylinositol binding. Gene Ontology annotation, biological process: intracellular protein transport. NCBI's taxonomy places the organism in Eukaryota, Metazoa, Chordata, Actinopteri, Pomacentridae. The record is from RefSeq and is a predicted model, not a curated record. Bases 820 to 1473 code for a protein of 217 amino acids.